This is a messenger RNA of Priceomyces carsonii, 1248 nucleotides long. RefSeq lists its product as uncharacterized. The record is from RefSeq and is a predicted model, not a curated record. Lineage: Eukaryota; Fungi; Ascomycota; Pichiomycetes; Serinales; Debaryomycetaceae. The transcript has a single exon. Bases 1 to 1248 code for a protein of 415 amino acids.
AUGUCUAGUCUAUUUAAGCUGUUAGCUAGCCCUAUUGCAAGGAGGUAUCUCUCUAGAUCUGCAAUAACAUAUAAACCAUUUGAUUUUCAACGAAUAAAUGCUCAGGCAAAGGGCUCCGGUGGUCUAAACUUGGACCAGCUUUUAAACAAUCCUGCAAAAUACCAUGAUAAGGCUCCAAAUGGUCACGGCAAAGAGAAUAACAGGUUUGCGAUGAUGUUUGAUCCGAACAAUAUCGGAAAAACGAAACACCAUCCCCUGGAUAAAAAACUGGGCCCUAAGCAUAAGUCACGUACAAAGAAAAAUGAUGGAGGACAUAACAAGCAGACAAGGAAGUUGGCAAGGUUCCAGUUUGAAACUGGCUCUGAACAAGCUCAGAAUGCUAUCAAAUCUAUCAUUACUAAGAUCCAUACAUAUAAUAAAAAUUAUAAUGUGAGUUACGUUGACCCAGAUAAUAACAAGUUAGUAACGAAACAUUUAGUUGAAAUAGUUAAUAAUUUGGAUCUUGGGCACAAAGGUUUACACAUGGUCCCGCCUAAUCAGUCACUGCUGUUGCCCUUGGUAAAAGUGAGUAAAGUGUCGGACAUGAUAAGGUUGUACACAGAUGAACUAGCAGAGAUAAGAGAGCAAGAACUCUUAGAAAAAGGCAGUAUUGCAGCUCAAAAAGCCGUGAGGCAAAGAGAUAGGGCUGAGAAGAAGAAGUCUUCUACCAAAAUUAUUACUUUGGCUUGGAAUAUAAGUGUUGGUGACUUGAAGAAUCAAAAGAGGGCAGAGAUUUCAAAAAGACUAGCUAAGGGUGAAAAAUUUCUUUUAUAUAUAGGGGAAAAAAGGAGCUUGUACUCAGCAAGAAAGUCGGUAGACAAAGAGGGUGGAAUUAUUGAGACGUUAAAGGAAGGUAAAUCAGUGGUGGAUAAUGGCAAUAUGAGGAAAUAUGAGGAUGAUGAAUUGGAAAUUGAAAUGAGAAGACAUGAGAUGAUAUAUCAACAAAUUCAGGAAAUGUUAGACGAAUUGCAAUGUGAAUAUGAUAUUAGUGGUGAUCUUGAUUCCAGAAUCAUUAUCUCAUGUUCGCCAAAGAGAAAUCUUUCUUCGAAACAUAUGGAAGAGCACGAUUCUGAGCUGGAGUUAUCAAAGAAAGAAGUCAAGAGACAAAAAAAAUUGGCAAAACAAAAAGAGUUGGAGUUGAAGAAAUCCCAACAAAAAGCGAAGGAAAGUGACUUAGAUUCCUUGUAUCUGUUUAAAAUUGAGGAUUAA